Molecule: messenger RNA, 2268 nt
Organism: Amaranthus tricolor (Joseph's coat)
Lineage: Eukaryota; Viridiplantae; Streptophyta; Magnoliopsida; Caryophyllales; Amaranthaceae
Exons: 10
Coding region: 97-1971 (624 amino acids)
Molecular function (GO): DNA binding
Source: RefSeq, a predicted model, not a curated record
CACUCUUUGGUUUUAGUCUUAAUAGUUUUUAUAGUCUUUACUCUUUCUCUUUCUGUAUUUCUCUUGUUCUUUACUUUUUACCCCUCAAAAUCAACAAUGGUAAAGAGAAAGAGAAAAAAUAAUAAGCAAAUAAAAGAAAAAGUUGAAGAAAAAGUUGAAGAAAAACAAAUAAAAGAUACAGAAGAACAAAUAAAAGAUGUAGAAGGGUCUGAAGAUUACUGCUUUGUUUGUAAAGAUGGUGGUCUUCUUAUGGUUUGUGACCACAAGGACUGUAAUAAAGCGUAUCACCCUAGAUGUGUCGGUCAGGAAGAAUCAACUGAAGACAUUGAAGAAAAAUGGAUUUGUGGCUGGCAUUCAUGCCUUAUUUGUCAUAAAAGUUCAAGGUAUCAGUGUUACUGCUGUCCAAAUGCUGUUUGCCUAAGCUGCUUCAAGGAUGCUACAUUUGCAAAAGUUAGAGGUAACAAAGGGUUCUGCAAUGAUUGCCUUAAGCUUGCAUUACUUGGAGAUGAAGGCGGAGAAAUUGACUCGGAUGGGGAAAAGGUAGACUUCAAAGAUAGAGAAACAUAUGAAGGUUUAUUUAAAGAAUACUGGGAUAUAAUUAAGGAAAAAGAAGGUUUGACUUUAGAAGAUCUACACUAUGCUGAUGUCCUGAUGAAAAAGGGUGAAAACUGCUGGGAGCUGUCUCGUAAGUCAAACCACUAUCAGAAACCGCAAUCUGACUCCGAUGAAUCUGUCAAAGAGGAAGAAAAUAAAGAAUUACCAGAUGAUGAAUAUGAUAGUGACAACGUUGUACAGCUGGUUAUAGUUGAUAAAAAGAAGCCCAAGAAAACGCCGAGAAAGCGCAAAGGACCGAAAAGAAUCGAGUAUGUAGGUUGGGCUUCUAAACCUCUUUUAGAAUUUCUUUCGUCUAUUGGAGCAGAUACUAGCAAGAAGCUAUCUCAGGAUGAUGUUGCAUCAAUCGUCAAUAAGUAUGUAACUGAAAAUAAACUGCUUCAUCCAGACAAAAAGAAGCUGAUUCUUUGUGAUACGCGUCUGCGGUCCCUCCUUGGAAGAAAGUCAAUUAGCGUGUAUAAAAUAAAUGAUGUUUUAGAACCACAUUUUUUUGAAAACCUAGAUCAGUCAGAAGAUGAAGGAUACAGUUCAGGAUAUGAUGAGGACAAUGCUUCGGCACCUGGAAAAAAGCAGGCUUGGUGGAGAAAGGUUGGAUCCUUUCAGCAUAAAGGAUCACUUAUGGAAAAGUUUCAACAGAAAGAAGCGAUUUUGGAAGAGCCUGAGAAAGAAGUUAUGGUUAAAAUCAUAUAUAGUGAAUAUGCAAUCAUAGGACCACAAAACAUGAAGCUUGUUUACUUGAAGAGGUGUUUGGUGGAGAAACUGUUGGAGCAACGUGAAACUUUUGAAAGCAAAGUGGUGGGAAGCUUUGUGAAAGUCAAAUCAGAACCAUUUGAUCCGAGGCAUCCAUAUCAAGUUCUUCCAGUAAUAGGAGUCCAAAACUGUGGUGAUGCGAGUGGAAAGGUUCUUCUUCAAGUAUCUUAUCUUCCUAAUGAUGUCCCCAUUCGUUUGUUGUCAAAUGAUGAUAUAUCUGAGGAAGAUUGUGAGGAGCUGCGCCAGAAAGUGGAUAGUGGUCUUCUUCCAAAGCCUACUGUUGUCGAGCUUGAGAUGAAAGCAAAAGAGCUUCAUGAAGAUAUGACAAAACACUGGAUCAACAUAGAACUCUCUAUUCUACGGAAUCGCAUUGAUCUAGCAAAUGAAAAGGGACGAAGAGCUGAAUUAUAUGAUUAUCGGAAAAGGAGAGACAUGCUACAGUCCAAGGAAGAGCAGGCUCGCUUGAUAAAUGAGGUCCCUAAAGUAAUUGCUGAAGUUAUAGAGAUCAAGCCUGAAUCUGAUGAGACCCCGCAAAAUAAUGGCUCCAAAACUGUUAGUUCUCUAAUUCCUGGUGAAACGUCCGAAGGCAAUGGGAGCAUGCCCGAGUGAUAGGUAUUCUUCCAGCACACCAGGUCCCAGAAAUGUAAGCUGAGUUCGACCAAUUUUCCUGUUUUAUAUUGUGCAGAUCCGGAUUCUGGUAACUUAUUUCGGAUUAUUUAGUCCGUGGCUUUGUUUAUGAACAACUUACAAGCCACUAAAACCAACUAUUUAAGAUGUCUGCAACUACUUUCAAUUAUGCCAACUUGCCCAUUUGAAAAAAAAAAAUUAAUUUAGGCAAGAAGACUGGAAACCUUUGAACUAUAUUAUAAUAAAAUAUAAUAGUAUCACAUUAUUUUUAUGUUCAAA